This is a messenger RNA of Morone saxatilis (striped sea-bass), 424 nucleotides long. It is a transcript of the gene tfam, whose product is annotated as transcription factor A, mitochondrial. The record is from RefSeq and is a predicted model, not a curated record. NCBI's taxonomy places the organism in Eukaryota, Metazoa, Chordata, Actinopteri, Moronidae. The coding region runs from base 11 to 409 and encodes 132 amino acids. The transcript is spliced from 3 exons.
AGCGACUCAAAUGCUACAAUUCUGUGGUAAUGUAUAUUAUUUGCUUUCAGAAAUGAAAUUACAGGAUAUCACCAGCAAGAUCGGCCAGCAGUGGAGAAACAUGAGCCCAGAACAGAAACAGCCGUUUAUGGAAGCCUAUGUGCGGGACAUGUCGCUGUUUAAGGUAAAGCAUGAGCGCUACUGGGCCGAGAUAACCCCAGAGAGGCGCCAGAAACUAACCCUGGAGAAAAGGGAGAAAAUGGCCAAGCGUUUAGCCCGACGCCAAAAGAAGGAGGCAGGCAAACUGGGGAAGCCCAAACGUACUCGCUCUGCAAACAACAUUUACAUGGCAGAACACUUUGAGGAUUGCAGAGGAACCACCACAGCGGUAACCAACACAACAUUUAAUGGUUCACAUUGUUUGACAUAAUGAAGUAUGACACAC